ACUCAGUCGCCCCCCUCCGCCCCCGUCCUUCAUUGUCUCCAUCCCUGCUUUGUAAACCAAUGGGACCAAUUGGUAUCUAAGCACUCAGCCGCCCUCCCUCCUUUUGUCCUUUAUUGUCUUCGUCCCUGCUUUGUAAACCAAUGGGAGGCCAGCAUCUGAUGCUUUUUCGAGUUAGUAUCAUCAGAAUGGCAAAGAAAUUAUACUAACUGGAAAAGAAGAAGAUGGCAAUCUCUAUUACUGAGAUGGCUUUGAAGCUGUGGGAUGCGUGGAGUAUUAGAGGAUCCAUUCUUAUAAGCAUAUCUCUGCAGGCAUUCUUAAUUCUGCUGGUACCGCUACGGAAAGGAAGAAUUGGGGGAAAUUGGCUCAUUUUUUCAAUUUGGUCGGCGUACUUAUUUGCGGACUGGGUGGCUAUACAUACAAUCGGACUUAUCUUCAUCGGCAACAGUUCCUCGUUGGAGGGUACUCCUAAAGACAUCAUGGGAUUUUGGGCGUCCUUUCUCUUGUUGCACCUUGGUGGCCCUGACAGCAUUACCUCUUUUUCUGUAGAGGAUAAUGAGUUAUGGAAAAGGCACUUCUUUUCGCUCGUCUUACAGGUUGGUUAUACCAUCUACAUCUUCCUUAAAUCUUUCUCAACCAACCAACUUUGGCUCCCAACCAUCCUAGUGUUAUUUGCUGGCAUAGUCAAAUAUUUAGAGAGGAACGUUGCUUUUUAUCUUGCGAGUUUUGAGCAUUUCGGAGAUAAUUGGGAGCCAGAAACGGUACCCACUGCUGCUGCUGAUGAGGAAACUGGUACUCCACAACGUCAUGGCAUUCCACUUCCACAACAAUUCAGAGACAUGGAAAGGGAGAAAUCAAUAUUAGGAAUUGCAGUUAAACUGUUUGGCAAUUUGAAGAGGACACUUGUUGGCCCUCUUCUAGAGAAAGAGGAACAAGAUGAAGUCACAAAAACGUUUUCCAUGGUCAGAAAUAAUUUUACCAAAGGGCUUCAAGUAAUUGAGAUCGAGCUAAGCCUCUUGUAUGAGGCUCUUCACACCAAGUUGCCCGUGAUUACUACCACCGCAGGCUGCUAUCUCCGUAUGGCUACUUUCGGUUGCAUCUUGUUAGCCUUGAUCUCCUUCUCAUUAGUUAAGAAGCACUACCAGUUGGCAGAGCCUGACCUCUUGCUAACCUAUGUGUUGCUAAUCGGUGGGUUGAUGUUGGAAGUCCUAUCUAUCAUAGUUCUCAACAAAUUCUCUGAUUGGUUUGCCAUUGGUCUCUUCAGAUAUAAAUCCCAGUCCUCCAACAGUCCCGAGUUGUUUGAUACAAUUAUCAAAAGGCGCAGGUGGUCUAAAACAGUUCCUCAGCUAAAUUUUUUUAGAUAUCAUGUAAAAGAUCCAUUUUGGUUGAAAAAUCUCCACAGUUUGCCUUACAUAGGGAGUUUAUUAGAAAUCCUGCAUAAUUGGAGAUGUCAGAAAUUUCAAAAUUUCCAAGACCUUCAGAAAUUCCAAAAUUUCCAAGACCUUCAUUGGAAGUUCAUUUUUUUGGAAUUGUGCUAUAUAGCGCGCAGGGCUGCAGCAAACGUGGAGGGGAAUAAAUUACCGUUGCUCAACGAUGUUUGGUUGUCUCCAGAAACACUUGAAAAACUUGUUCGUGAGGUUUGGCCUGGUGUUGCUCAGCAACAGUCGGAUGUCAGCACUUUUUCCAAUUCAGAUUACACAGAACUUCUCAUACUGUUUCAUAUAGCCACUGAGUUAUGCUACCAAAAGGAUGACCCAGUGAUCAGGCCUGAGAGAACCGAUUACAGGUCAAUAUGCAAGUUGCUUUCAGAUUAUAUGUUUUACCUGGCAGUGAUGCAGCCCACCAUGAUGUCCACUGUAUUGAAUGAUUGGAGCAAAAAAUUUAAAAAAACAACUAGACAGACUCAAUCAUUAGUACCCUGGAGUCUUUUCUUGGAUGAAAAGACUGCCACAAAAGAAAUCUUUGAGAAGGGAAAAGAAAUCUCUGAGAAGGGAAAAGAAAUCUCUGAGAAGGGAAAAGAAAUCUCUGAGAAGGGAAAAGAUCCCUUAAGUGGUGCAGUUAAGCUUGCCAGAGAGCUCAUCAACUGGAAGGGCCCUUAUCUUCGGAAUUGGAGGCUUAUGUGCAAAGUUUGGCUGGAAUUAAUGUGCUAUGCUGCUAUUAAUUGCAAGUCAUCUGUCCAUGCAGAGCAACCAAGUAGGGGUGGAGAACUUCUCACUUUUGUUUGGUUGUUGAUGAAUCAUCUAGGUCUUGGAACUAAACAUUACCAAACGUUGGAAGAUAUAAUCGAUGAACUACCUGAAGAGGAGGACUAAGGUGAACAAUCACAAGGGUUCAACCAAGACUAAGGGUCAUUCAUAUAUGUUGUCUCUGUUAUCUUUCCUUUUGUACUUUGGAAAUGUGUUCUCUGUUGUCUUUUAUGUUUGCGGCAUUUUCAAAAAAUUUGGGGCCCUUCCAUCAUAUUUUUAAUUGGCUAAAGCAGGGAAUAAGAUCCGAACAAUUUG
Molecule: messenger RNA, 2498 nt
Organism: Rubroshorea leprosula
Lineage: Eukaryota; Viridiplantae; Streptophyta; Magnoliopsida; Malvales; Dipterocarpaceae
Source: the annotation of a GenBank genome assembly